GAUUUCAAAUUCGGGGAAAAAAAACAACUUGUAGGAAGUUUUUGUUGUUUGUGUUGUGAAUGUGUGUUGUGUGUCAUUUCAGUUAUUUUGUAGAUAUUUAUUUUAGAUCUUGAUAGAUCUAUUUGAUCUACCAAAAUGCCAAAGCGUCCCAGCCGAAAAGGCCCAAGAAAGGCGGUCCUAGAGGAUACUCUGUUAAUGACAGCAGUUACUAGAUAUUUUAAACUUGCUGGCGUUGUUUCUGCAGUUUGGUUUGUUGGUUAUUUCAAAUUUUCGGUUAGCUGGUUAUGGCUUUUGCUGGUUGUUUAUAUUUGGAAGGAAAGGCAUACUAAAGAAAGGCAAUAUAAAACAGCUAUAUCACAGCAGCUUUCUACUGAUGAGAAAUCUGUAAUUCUUGCUCGUGUUGAAGAUUUGCCUUCAUGGGUUCAUUUUCCAGAUGUGGAGCGAGCUGAAUGGGUCAAUAAGAUUCUGUAUCAGCUUUGGCCAUAUAUUGGAGAAUAUGUUGAAAUCAUUCUCAGAGAAAAUGUGGAGCCAGCCAUUCGAUCAAGCCUUCCAGCGGCCUUUCAGUCCUUUAAAUUUAGCAAAAUAGAUCUUGGUGACAUACCUCCUCGUGUGGGUGGUGUUAAAGUUUAUUCUCAAGUGAAAAGAGAUGAGAUCUACAUGGACUUAGAAGUUAACUAUAGUAGUGACUCCAAUAUAGCUGUCAGUGUCAAAGGCAUUAAUGCUGGUCUUAAAGAUUUGAGGCUCCAUGGCAUACUGCGUAUUGUUUUUAAACCACUCAUAAACAGCAUGCCUUUAAUUGGAGGAAUACAAGUGUUUUUUCUGAACAACCCAGAGUUGAACUUUGACCUCACAAGUCUUGCUAAUGCUUUUGAUUUGCCAGGCUUGAGUGAUAUCUUACACUCAAUCAUUCAAGAACAAAUAGCUAACUUCAUGGUGUUGCCAAAUCGUUACCCACUUCAAUUGAUACAGAGCAUAGAUAUCAAUAAACUACGUUACCCACUACCUCAGGGAGUAAUUAGAGUCAAAAUACUUGAAGCUAAAGACUUGAAAAAAGCAGACAUAGGAUUUACUGGCAAAGGAAAAUCAGAUCCAUAUGUUGUGAUCAGAGUGGGAGCUAAAGAAGUCAAAACAAAAGUCAUCAGUAACACAGUUACCCCUGUUUGGAACCAAACAUUUGAGAUGAUUGUGGAUGCUGCUGAUGGUCAGCUACUUUACCUUGAUGUUUUUGACGAGGACCCUGGCAGUAAGGAUGAUGACCUUGGCAGGGUGAACAUGGAUUUGUCUAAACUUCGUGAGAACAGUUUUGCAGAUGAGUGGCUCCCACUUGAAGAAGUCAAUCAAGGCAUGAUCCAUGUGCAGCUAACUUGGCUGUGGUUAGCCAAUGAUCCGCUGGAGCUGGACAGGGUACUUCAACAGGUGCUGGAACAAAAUAAGGAAGUGGAUGACAGUCAUGUUGGUUUACUUCUGGUCUUCUUGGACUCUGCACGUAACUUGCCAAGAGGUAAAAAGUCACUGCAAGAACCGUCCCCUCAGGCUACAAUCAGUGUUGGACAGCAAAAGUUUGACAGCGCUAUCAAGUACAACACCAUUGAACCCAAAUGGGAGGAGAACUACAGGUUCUUGUUGCGAAACCCUAACUACCAGAACCUUGAAAUUGAACUGAAGGACUCCAAGACUAAGAAAGUCAUUGGUGGCAAAGUCAUCAAACUGAAAGAGUUGCUGGAUGCUGAAGACAUGAUUCUUGAUCAGAAGUUUCACAUCAAGACUUCAGAAACUGACAGCUAUCUACAGAUGAGGCUGUGUCUCAGGAUUCUGACACCAACAGCUAACCCAGAAUGGACAGAUGACCAGGAAGAAGAUGACUUGUUGAACACAAAGAAAACUGAAGAAAUCAAACAAAAUGGAUCUUCUGUGGAUGACCAACAGCUAGAGAAGGUUCCAGACACAGCCAAUGGGACAGCUUCAAAACCUUCCAAUAAUGGGGCUGUUGAUUCAAAACCAGUUAAACCAGUUGUAGAGGGUGAUAUUGUGCCAGUUGUUUCAGACACUCAAGAAAGUGGCAUGAGACUGAGAAAAUCUACCAGUGGCACAGGAAGUCAUGGCAUUGGCCGUAUUCAGAUGACUUUCAGAUACAGUCACCAGAAACAGAAGCUGUAUAUAGUCAUACACAAAUGCUCUAACCUCAAGCCAGCACAAGGUGAUAGUAAAAACUUGGCUGACCCAUAUGUCAAACUGUACUUACUGCCGGAAAAAUCCAGUGCUUCAAAGAAACGUACAAAGAUCAUGAAAGACAACUUGAAUCCAGUUUUUGAUGAAACGUUUGAUUACUCAGUCUCUGUUCAGGAAUUGGUCAAGAGGACCUUGGAGGUGUCAGUGAAAAAUGAAGUUGGUAUGUUCUCAUCCUCAGAAACAAUGUUGGGCAAAGUGCGGAUUAACCUUGCAAGUCUAGAUGUUAGCAAGGCCAUCACUGAAUGGUUUGAUUUAUCCCCUGAAAAUGAACCAAAGUCUGAAUCUUUUGAGACUGUUGUUUAAGUUGGACCAAUUGUUAUCAUCAAGAGCAAGACAUCACUUUAACAAACAAUUGAAACUCAUUUUUUAUCUUUUAAUUAGAGUUCUUAGUGCAAUAGUAGAAAAAAAAGAAUUUUAAAAAGCAACCUUGGUGUGUAGUUUAGACUGUUCUGCUUUCAACCACCUCCAACAUUGAUAACGUUUUAAAUCCUAAAAGUACAACUUGAGCAUGGAAUGCUUAGGUCUUACAACAAACAUAUUUAUGUAAUGAAGAUUCUUGGGUUAAACUAGAAGAAAUUGCUUCAUUGCUUCAUUAAAUCUUAUGAAAACCAUAAAGUAGCCUGGUUCUCAAAAUAAGUUGCUAAAUAUUUAAAAGCAAAUAUUUUUAGUUAGUUUAUUACAUAUAAAACAAAAUUAGCAUAUAUUUUUAGUUAGUUUUAUUACAUAUAAAACAAAAUUAGCAAAUAUUUUAGUUAGUUUUAUAACAUAAAAAAAAAAAAGUUUUAUAACAUAAAAAAAAUUAGCAAAUAUUUUUAGUUAGAUUUAUUACAUAUAAAAUAAAAUUAGCAAAUAUUUUUAGUUAGUUUUAUUACAUAUAUUAGCGAAUAUUUUUACACAUAUGACAAAUUAGUCUCUGCUGAAUUGUGAAAAUUAUUUUUAUUUUUUAACACAAUUUUUUAUAUUGCUUUUUUUUUCUAACUUUUUUUAUACAUAGAGAUGUUUCUUAUUGCUUUAAUUUUUAAAUUAUUUUUCAUCCUGACAUUUGACUAAAUAUUGGCUUUCAAACAUAUAACUCCUGUCACUUAUAAAUUGUAUUUGAUUGUGCCCAAUAUCUUGCAUGCUGCAUUUAUUUAUAAGGUUUUCUCUAUUGGUGAUAGCACCUUUUUUAUUUAUUAUGACAUAUCAAAAAAAUGUAUACGGAAUUAUUUUUUCAUUUUGUUGUGAUUCUAAGAUCAAAAAACAAAAGUUCAGUUUAUAGAUGUACGUACGCAGAUAAAUGUAUAUUCGAUUGGCUGAAAUAAUUCACAUUGCUCAAACAAACAAAAAAAAAAUUUUGAGAAUGUUAAGUUGCAUCAAAGUAGUAAUAUGAUAUUUGCUCUUUUUAUAUAUUUAUAACAUACAUAUUAGGUUUUGGUGUCUAUAAUCUUAUAUUUUUUUCAGUAAGUAGUUCCUUAUUUUUACUACUGCUGUAGAAUAUAAAAUGAUUUAUUAUAAACAUGUAUUUAUACAUUAACUUUGGAAUAUAGUAGAAUUUACUAUCUAUCCAUCUGUCUCUUCAUAUAUUUUUUUCUAUAAAAAAAAAAAUAUUCCUAUACACAACUCUACUUUGUUGUCAUGUCUGCUGUCCUCAAAGGUCUUUCAUCCAGUAAUACUCCAGGGCUUUGUUGCUUAAAAUAUAUAUGUCGUCUAAUGUUGUCAGAUGUGUACCUAAAGUUUUCUUAGGAAAUGAAAGGGAUGCAACUCUGCUAAAAAAAACAACUACAUAAAGUUGAGUGCCAUCCAAAACUGUGAUUGAUUCUUUAAGUUUCAGAUAUUCACAAAUAUUUUCUUAACAUGCAAUAUUACAAAGCUAUAAUUCAACAUCGAACUGCAACCAUAUCAUUAUGAUAGAUAUUAAGUGCUAUUAUUGUUGAUAAAAUAUUUUUUUUUGCAAUACUGUUUGAAAUGGAGAAAAAAAAAAGAUAUUAACAUUAACACAACUUGUUGUAUGUGCAUACUAUUUAUUUGUACCUCUUUUUUUUUUUAUUUGAACAUAACCACACACAACUGGGAAUAUAUAUAUAGUGUUUUUGAAUUAGUUCUAUUAAAUGAUAAUUUGUAUGUUUUUGUUUUACACACUUUCUGACAGUAAAGUUAUUGUGAAGAUUGGACUCUUGGUUAAAAUGUUUUUAUUUUGUAUUAUAUUUUUGACCUGCAGGGCUAUAAAUUUGUUAAUUCGGAUUUAGUGUUGUAUAUUAUAGAUUAGAUAUAAUAUUCAGAUUAUAUAUAUAAUUCUUUAUUCAAACUAAGUAAAAUAAUGGAACAGUGUAUUAAUUAACUUUACUAAAUCAAAAAUAGUUCUAUGUAGGUUCUUUUUAUUCUGAUUAUAUUUUUGUAGAUAUAAAGCAACAACAAAAUGUGUAUUUUUUUGUUAACUCUAUCUCUUUUGUUUAACUUUGGUUUUCUGUUUAUUAGCCCAGUGAUUGUAGUCCAUGUCACUGUGACAUAGAUCUCAAGUUGUGCUAGACACACCCCUGUUGUUAAUGUUGUCUGAAACUAAUUAGUGAUAUUUUACUGAAAAAAUCUCAUGCUGUAUAUUAACUUAAAAUACUCUUUGUGUUUUUACAAAUACUGUUGGAUUGUGAAAUUGUUUUGUUAGUAUUUAUAUGCACUAAUCUUUUCAUAGGCCUUAGGCCACUUCAUUUUUAUUGAUGACUUAAUUCAACUGUGUUAAAUAGUGACCUUUUUUUUUUUAUUUUUUAACAAAGCUGUAAAAAUACAUUUAGUAUUCUGUCAAUAUUUAUGUUUUAUACAAUAGUGCAUUGAAAUUAUUUUUUUUUUUUUUUUUUUUUUUUUUUUUUUUUUCCAAAUAGAUUUAUUCUCAUUGCUGCUAACUUGUCUUUUGAAAGUAAUGUGACAAUAUUUCUGGACUUAAAAAUUAUUUAUUGCUAAAUCUAUGCUUCAAAAAAAAAAAAAAAAAAAAUUCUAAAUAGCUAUUGCACUCUUUCUUCCAUUUAAUAUUGACCUUGUAUAUUGUAAUCACUGGAUUGGGUAGUAGAUUUGCUUCUUGCCAACUAUGUGUGAAGUAAAACAUUUAAUCAUUAAAAAACAAAAUUAUCUA
This is a messenger RNA of Biomphalaria glabrata, 5329 nucleotides long. RefSeq names its product extended synaptotagmin-2-like. Lineage: Eukaryota; Metazoa; Mollusca; Gastropoda; Planorbidae. Gene Ontology annotation, molecular function: lipid binding. The coding region runs from base 136 to 2532 and encodes 798 amino acids. The record is from RefSeq and is a predicted model, not a curated record. The transcript has 21 exons. Gene Ontology annotation, biological process: lipid transport.